This is a messenger RNA of Lampris incognitus (smalleye Pacific opah), 867 nucleotides long. RefSeq names its product steroidogenic acute regulatory protein 2 (gene star2). Gene Ontology annotation, molecular function: cholesterol transfer activity; cholesterol binding. Lineage: Eukaryota; Metazoa; Chordata; Actinopteri; Lampriformes; Lampridae. Gene Ontology annotation, biological process: intracellular cholesterol transport; regulation of steroid biosynthetic process; steroid biosynthetic process. The coding region runs from base 1 to 867 and encodes 288 amino acids. The record is from RefSeq and is a predicted model, not a curated record. The transcript has 7 exons. Gene Ontology annotation, cellular component: mitochondrion; mitochondrial intermembrane space.
AUGUUACCUGCUGUUGUAAAACUCUGCUGCGGGAUCUCGUACCCGCAUCUGAGGAGCAUGGCAGGUCUGCGGCACACAGCGGUGGCAUUGCUAGGUCAGGAAAUGGCCCACUUGCAGCAGUGCGGACAGGUCCAGCAGCAAGAUUGGAUCCGCCAUAGCGGACCUCAUGCAGGCCCAACGUUCAAGGGGCCCAAAAGAGAGGAUGCGAGGGCUGUUUCACUGAAGGAAGAGGAGCUGCUCUAUGUGCAACAAGGCAGAGAAGCGAUGAGGAAGGCUCUGGGCAUCCUGGGGGACAAAGAUGGAUGGAAGACAGAAAUUGGAGAGGAAAACGGUGACGUGGUCUAUAGCAAAGUGGUGGCAGGGGCAUCAAAGGUCUUUAGACUGGAAGCUGUCUUGGAGGCCAGCGUGGAGGAGCUGUAUGACAUCCUGUUUGUCAGAGUGGAGGAAAUGCACCAGUGGAACCCAAGCAUCCAACAUAUAAAAGUUCUCAAGCACAUUGGACCUGAAACUAUUGUCACUCAUGAGGUGUCAGCAGAGACAGCAGGGAACCUGAUCGGCCAAAGGGACUUUCUGAGUGUGCGACACAGCUGCAAACACAAAUCCUGCAUAUAUCUGGUAGGGGCAGCGACCCAGCUGGAGGCGUUCCCACCUCAGAAAGGUUUUGUAAGAGCCAAGGAUGGCCCAACGUGCCUUAUAAUCGAGGCUCAGGAGGAGGACUGCAGCAGGAGCCGCUUCACGUGGCUCCUCAACAUGGAUGUAAAGGGCUGGGUGCCAAAGUCCAUUGUCAAUCAGGCUUUGCCCCGAGCACAGCUGGAUUUCACUAGAUACCUCCGCAGACAUCUGAGAGCCGGAGCCACCCGGGGCUGA